Parnassius apollo (apollo) is the source of this 525-nucleotide messenger RNA. The record is from the annotation of a GenBank genome assembly. NCBI's taxonomy places the organism in Eukaryota, Metazoa, Arthropoda, Insecta, Lepidoptera, Papilionidae.
AUGGAGCCGAAAACACCAUACUCAAGAGUGCCUAAUUUCACCAGCGAUGAAAAGGCCUUGUUAGCAGCCCUAAUAAUGAGUAAACCAAUUGUGGAGUCGAAAGCAACUGACGGCAAGUCAGUUGAUAGUAAGAAAACUGCAUGGGAGUCCAUAACGCAAGAGUUUAAUUGCCAAGCUUAUGUCUAUAAGCGUGAUACCGUUAAUUUAAAGAGGGCAUGGGAUAACAUGAAGGCUUUUACACGUAAAGCUCGUGCAGCUGAACGUGGUAGUUUAUUUAAAACUGGAGGGGGACCCGUAAAACCUACUCUUCCACCACACCAAGGAGCCAUUAUAAGCAUGGUAGAAGAAGUAGCACCUGUUAUAAUUUGUGAAGUGAAAAAUUCAUUUGAUAGUGAUGGAUGCCUAUUAAGUUCACUUGAAGAGGACGAAUUGGCUACUCAAGAAAUCAAACAACAGGCAGCAGAACUAGAAUUACAGACAAAUAAAAUUCUUUUGGAAAAAGCUACAUUAGAAUUGAAGUUUUAA